Molecule: messenger RNA, 2224 nt
Organism: Punica granatum (pomegranate)
Lineage: Eukaryota; Viridiplantae; Streptophyta; Magnoliopsida; Myrtales; Lythraceae
Source: RefSeq, a predicted model, not a curated record
AUGUAAUCACUGAAAAGUGAAAACUCUCUUUUUGCUAAUUUCCGUUGGUUCACUCAACCGUUACUCUGCGUUGACUCACUCUCUAAGACAACUCCACUCUGAGUUGUCGUCGUCGCCCUCGCCAUGAGCAGCUGCUCCUCCGCCAGAGGGCCGGUGGCGCCCCCUGUUCCUCUGAUCGCCUUCCUCGAGCGCGUCCAAGAAGCCGCUCUCAGCAUCUUCGGCGCCUCGGGCUUCGACCCGAAGCGCUACGUCGACCUGUCCCUCAAAUCCGACCUCCCGGCCGCGGAGCGCGCCUUCGACGAGCUUCGGGCCUCGGCCACCGCUCUGGACUUGGAGACUUUCAUGCGGAGCUACUUCGAGGACGCGGGCGGCGACCUGGAGCACUACGAACCCCCGGAUUACACGCCGGAGCCGGAGGGGUUCCUGCCGGCAGUGAAGAGCAGGGAGGUGAGGGAGUGGGCGCUCGAGGUGCACGCUCUCUGGAAGAGCCUGAGCAGGAAGAUAUCGGAUGGAGUCAGGACCCGCCCGGAUUCCCACACGUUGAGGUUCCGCGAAGCUUAUUACUGGGAUUCUUAUUGGGUGAUUAGGGGACUGUUGGCGAGUAAAAUGUUUGAGACUGCGAAAGCUGUUGUGAAGAAUCUCAUAUAUUUGGCAAAUCGAUAUGGCUAUGUCCUAAAUGGUGCCAGGGCAUACUACACUAACAGGAGCCAGCCUCCUCUAUUGAGUGCAAUGGUAAGUGAAAUUUACGAUGCUACUCACGAUUUGGAAUUGGUUAAAAUAUCGCUGCAGGCACUACUCAAUGAAUAUGAGUUUUGGAAUUCAGGGAAACACAAGGUGACCAUACAAGAUGCUGAAGGUCGUAUUCAUACUUUAAGUCGAUACUAUGCAAAAUGGGACAAACCUAGGCCCGAAUCAUCCACCACUGACAAGGAGUCUGCGUCCAAGCUCUUGAGUGCUUCCGAAAAGGCGAAUUUGUACUGGGAACUUGCUUCAGCUGCUGAAUCUGGAUGGGAUUUCAGUGCGAGAUGGAUGAGGGAUCCUCUAGAUCUCACGACAAUGGCAGCAACUUCAGUGCUACCUGUUGAUUUAAAUGCAUUCAUACUGGGGAUGGAACAUGAUAUAGCUCUUUUUGCUGAAGUUAUUGGAGAUAAAAGUACUUUUGAGCGCUUUGUCAUGGCUUCUGAAGCAAGAAAAGAAGCGAUAACCUCAAUAUUUUGGAAUGAACAGAAGGGACAAUGGCUUGACUACUGGCUUAAUUGUAGCAACUCAUGCUCGCCUUACAUAUGGGACACAUUAAACCAGAACCAGAAUGUAUAUGCAUCAAACUUCGUUCCUUUGUGGAUUAACCCAUUCUACUCAGAUGCUUCAAUGGUACAUAAAGUCGUGAACAGUCUCAAGCAUUCAGGUUUACUUCAGGCAUCGGGGAUUGCAACUCCCUUGCAGAAUUCAGGGCAGCAGUGGGACUUCCCUAAUGGGUGGGCUCCCCUCCAGCACAUGAUCGUCGAAGGCCUGGUGAAAUCCAGUUCAACAGAUGCUAGGCAAAUGGCUGAAGACAUAGCUGUGAGGUGGAUCAGGACAAACUAUGCAGCAUACAAGCAAACCGGAAAAAUGCACGAGAAAUACAAUGUCGUGAAUUGUGGGGAAUUCGGAGGCGGUGGUGAAUAUGUUCCUCAAACUGGUUUUGGCUGGUCGAAUGGAGUUGUAUUGGCUUUCUUGGAGGAGUUCGGGUGGCCUCAGGACAGGGAAAUAAUAGAUCGGGAGUGAUCAGUGAGCUUCGUUGGCCACUGCUGGAUGGAGUUUGAAUAUAUAUUCGUCUCAACUCUUCCAAGAAGCUCUAGAGUUAAUUAUCCGUGAGCUCCAACAUGUGUGAGUUCAAGGUUAUGAAUAAUGAAUAUCUUUCUCCAACCUAUACUCACUGAACAUCAUCAGAUUGCUAAAUAAUUGUACAAGAUACUAUUGAUGAGGGAGGAGUGCGGCCAUUGUUGGCCUCGCAAGGUGAAGAUAUUCGAAGCCUCUUGGUCGUUGCAUCUGGCUUGGCAGCCUUCCGACCUCUGGAAAAGUUUCAAUCAUGACCUGGUGAUUUCCGUCAGUUUCUUGCCCGGUCUGUUCUAUUGUGUGUUCAUCGUAUUCUAUUGUAUCCUUAUUAAAAAUACAACGUCAUGUUCAUAUUGGCAUGGGCGUUGAAAAAGCUUCACGUAAAAAAAGAUCGACAACUUCCAGGAAA